AGUGUUUGGGCUUGGAUCUGCCCGGAGUCAGGUGAAUCGGCCAGUCAUGGGCCGUUUGUUCGUAUUCGCUCUUCUGGGCCUGGCCAGUGGUGAGACCAGCCAGGUGCUUCGCCGGGAGGCGUCCAAAGCAGGGGCCGGCCAAGCCGCGCAGGUGUCUUCUGGUUCUUUGCUCAGCGCGGGCGAUGCCUCGGCUUUGCAGCGCUCCGCCACUGUGGCGCACUUCGAGUCCCUCGCAGCGCUCCAAGCGGCGGCGAGCACGGGGCUGAGGAUGAUGCAGAUGCCGGUGACGGAUGAGAGCGGCACCAUCGAGAAUGUGGAGACCGUGUGGACCCAGCCCGGGCCGCCCGGGCCCACUGGGGACGUGGGUCUGAUGGGCCUGCGAGGGCCAGAUGGGCCUGCAGGGCCACCAGGCGAUGACAGCCUCAUGGAGAACGUGGACAUGGACGAGCUCGUCGGCCCCCCAGGGCCUCCGGGCAACUCGGGCGCCCAGGGCGAUAUGGGCAAGACAGGGCCGCAGGGCGACGCUGGCCCCCCAGGGCCUCCGGGCAAGCAGGGAGAGUUCACCGAGGACCAAAAGGCGGAGUUCGCCAAGGUGGUGCGGCAGCUGAACAAGGCGGUGAAGCACGCGGCGGAGAUGGACAUGAUCGAGAACACGGUUCUGACCCGGCGCCUGCAGCGGCUGAAGCACCACUUCGCACUGAUCCAGGCGAAUCUGACCAUGUCCGAGAAGGUCCUCAUGGAGCAGAGCAAGCUGGUGGAGUGGAAGGUACAGAACUUCCUGAAGACGGACUCCAAGGUGAACAAGACCAUCGCAGCGGCUAAGAAGGUCAAGGACACAGAGAGGGAGAUCCUGGAGGAGGAGGAGAAGGUGAAGGAUCAGAUCAUGGAGGCGACGGCUUCAGAGGCCUCUCAAGCGGAGAAGAGCGCGGAGAAAGUGGCCGACUGAUCCCGCCACGCGCGAGUGGCAA
Effrenium voratum is the source of this 968-nucleotide messenger RNA. The record is from the annotation of a GenBank genome assembly. Lineage: Eukaryota; Dinophyceae; Suessiales; Symbiodiniaceae.